ACAUAUCAUAUCCAGCAUUAGAAUCAUCAUAUAUCUAGCUUAAUUUCUUCUCCCUUAAACCAUUUUUCUUCUCUCCUCUUUCUUCAAGUUGUUAGCCAUGGCUCCAAAAAAAUUCUCCGAAAUUAAACACAAUCUCCUUGCAUCCUUAUUAGGGUUAUUUUUGUUUCUUUUUAGCAUUGCCUCUGCACAAUUAUGCCCUGAUUUCUACGAGAAAACGUGCCCCGGAGCACUUCCUGCUAUUGAAAAUGUGGUCAGAGCCGCCGUGGCAAAUGAAUCCAGAAUGGGAGCAUCUUUGCUUCGUCUUCAAUUUCAUGACUGCUUUGUUAAUGCAAGGGUUCAGAAAUGGAAGUUGGGUGGACCUUACUGGACAGUUUUACUGGGCAGAAGAGAUUCAACCAUUGCUAAUUUCAGCGGUACCAUAGACAUUCCCUCUCCACUUUUGAAUCUAAGCGGCCUCAUCACUGCCUUCGCCAACAAAGGAUUAAGUGCAAGCGAUUUGGUUACUCUCUAUGGUGCACAUACAGUUGGACAAACUAGGUGUACCAUUUUCCGAAGCCGUAUCUACACUGAAAACAACAUCGAUCCCUCCUAUGCGGCAUCAUUGAGAGCAAUCUGUCCGGCCACCGGAGGAGAUGACAAUCUUGCUCCUUUAGACACAGAAACUCCAACAGUUUUCGAUAAUGACAUCUACAAGGACAUGAUGGUGGAAAGGGGGAUAUUGCACUCUGACCAACAGUUCUACAGCGGCGGCUCAACGGACUCCCAAGUUGAGGGUUAUAGCAACAAUCCUGAGGCUUUUGCUGUAGAUUUUGGGUAUGCGAUGAUUAAAAUGGCAAACAUUAGCCCUCUCACCGGUACCAGCGGCCAAGUCAGGUUGAACUGUAGGAAAGUCAACUGAGUCUCAACAUGCUAAUUAGACUCGUUCUAUCUAUAUGUGAAUCUCGUGGUUUGAUUACAUGAACAAAGUGGCCUUGGAGUUGUUACUUCUCCUUCGAAGAUAUGUUCCAAGUUCAAGUCCUAUUGUAUGUAGAUUGUUCUUCAAUUUUAUGUUGGUUUAACUGCAAAAUUUAGUUUGAAUUAUAUUUUUUUGAAAAAGUGUUUUGGAAUCCAGCUAAGAAGUACUUUGUUUACUCCUAAAAUUAAAAUUCAGUAGGAGAA
This is a messenger RNA of Rubroshorea leprosula, 1158 nucleotides long. Lineage: Eukaryota; Viridiplantae; Streptophyta; Magnoliopsida; Malvales; Dipterocarpaceae. The record is from the annotation of a GenBank genome assembly.